AUGGACAAAAUAAGGAGGACUAUGGCGAAGGGCAGGGUGCUAGCCGGGGCAAACACGAGGAGCAAGUACGCGGGUCUAGAUAUUGCAAAGAAGUUGGGGUUUCCCUUCGUACACAAGCUUUUCCUCGCGGAACAGCGGUUGCAGCCGACGUCGGAGGUCCCAAUGGUGUUCAUGAUGACAGUACAAGGCCGGGGGUCAGGCCUGCACGUCGCUAGAGAGAUGAGCGUUCCGGGGAGCGACUUGUACUUUAGAACAGCUUAUCUGGACGCCCAAAAGGUCACCGCGGAAGACGAGGUGUUGACGCGGUUAAGCACGUACUCCCACGUCCAGAGGAGGAUGCUAACGAUCGCGUCGGCGCUGAUAGAGUCGGAGAGCAAGAAGAACAUGGUUGCGUUCAUGAAGGAGCUGAAAAAGAUCUGCCUUACCGGCUCGCCUGCGGGAGGGGAAGAUGGGGAGGGUUUCUGGAAGGCAAUCGCGCCAUUCGCGCUGGAUUUCUGGAGGUUGUGCUCUGACGCUGCGGAGGGGCCUGCGGCAGCGUACAGAGCGGUUGUCUCUAGCGGGGAAGGUCGGGGGGCGCUCGUCCAAUGCAAGAUGCACUUUAAAAAUGACCUGAGGAAUGCGGAGCAAAACCUGCCGGAGGACUUGCGAGGUCACCACAGGUCCUUGGUGAGGAUGUGGUUGGUGUCCGAGAUGGACGAGCAGUGGAAGUCGAGGUUCCACGCUCUGCUGGACUGGCACGAAGCAAAGUUACAGAGCAACAAAACGGCGAAAAGGAAAAUGUGCAACUGGGCGGCAUUCUGGAGGUUCAAGUCCAAGGAGCUGAAGGCGUGGUCGAUGCCUGAGAACGUGAAAUUUCUGGAGGAGGAGUGGGUGGCAGUGAAUCCGUCCGCUAAUUUGGCCGAGAUCGUAAACGCCAUCUUCUGGUUCUUGGUGGGAGGGAAAGGGCCGUAUCUACCAAGGGGGGAGGUGAUUCUGAACGAGGGAACGGGUGGCGUGUUGCAAAUCGCGCGAACAGUGGAAUUCGAGGAGACGGGCUACACGGAGCAGGGCCCGACGUUAGAAGAUUUGCGAGCGAGGGGGGAAGAGAGGAGAAAAAGCGUGGAAACGCAACGGGAUAACGCUCGGCGAAUGUCAGGAGCAGCCUUAGGAGAUGCGGCAAGAGGGGCCGGUCUAGCGACCGGGACGGUUGGGGGUGGGGUGAGGAACGUGGUGUCAAAAACGGCGUGGGCGGCAUCAAGUCCAGGUUCCGCGGGGGUGGAAAGCACGCACAGACAUGAUCGGGUCUUAAAGGAAGUGGAUGACAGAACGAGGGAGAAGGGAAAAGGGAAGCAAUCCGGAGCAGAGGAGGGUGGAGAGGACGGAGGGGUCAAGGGCAGCAGAUAUUACGAGGAGCUAGCAAUUGAAAUUUCGGAGGGGAAAAAGAAGCUGGAAGAUCUACCGCUGGAAGAGAGAGAGCGUGUAAUUGAAUUGCAGAGGAUGGCUGCCGCUGGAGCAGCUAGGGGGGCGGGGGGAGCAAGACCGCAACCAGCCGAGACACCGGGCCCAAGUAAUGCAAAUACGCAGCAGACUGGGGGUCAGGCUGCAGAAGCAGCUGGCCCUAGUGCUCCUAGAAGGGAAGAUGAGCCGCGAGAAGCGGAGGCAGCUGGGCCUAGACAGUAUGAAAGAGAGGACGAGGACGAGGUGAUGGGAGAGGGUGGAGAAAGAAGUACGGAUGCGAUAGAGGUGGAUGAUGACGCCGAAGAAGAGCUAAUCCGGAGAAGAGCAGUAAAGCGGCUGCGAGAAAAAAAUAUGGCGAGAAAGGCGUCCUGGUCGGAUGAAUUCGGAGCUGAGGGCUCGGAAAGGGGGGGUGCGAAAGGAGGGGGUACGAAGACGGGGUCAGAGAGCGUGGCACUGCCAGGGGACGAGAAAUACGAGGAAGGAGAAUGGGGGGUUUGUCGACUGAAGAAAGGAGAUGGCUCAGGGUGCGUCGGGGUAAGAAUUGGCGGCGGAAGAUGCGAAACGACGAGCUUUGAAGCCAAGAGGUAUCACGGAGCUUCGGGGGUGUUGGUGUUGAUGCGGCAAGCGUUUCGCCACUUCGGCCUACAAAACAGGCAGGGAGAGUACGAGAACACGGGCAUGAAAUACAUGUCUUACGCGAAGAUGUGCAUUGACGGCCCGUGCGACAGUCGCCAAGGAAGCAACAAAAGUCUCGUGGACAAGACGACGCCGGAAAAGGGGAACGAGGUGGUAAUUUUCGAGGGGACUCUCCUGAAUGACGCGGAACUGGCAUGGCUGCGACAAGCGGGGUGGAAAGUAAACCCGUUCUACAUCAUCAGCCUACCAAAAAGUCC
Messenger RNA from Klebsormidium nitens, 2330 nucleotides. Lineage: Eukaryota; Viridiplantae; Streptophyta; Klebsormidiophyceae; Klebsormidiales; Klebsormidiaceae. The record is from the annotation of a GenBank genome assembly.